AUGCUGGUGGGGCUAGGUCCUCCGGGGAUCUUGGGUAACCUGCUCGCUGCUGGCAGCCACUGCUGGGUUCUAACGAAGGAGAGCUGCACUCAGGUUUAUGCUUUGGAAAGAAAGGCCUCUCUGGCCUCCAGUGUCGACAAGGAACUUGGAGGAACCUUGGGGGCAGGGAAGCUGGGCUGUUGUACAGCUGGAACGCCUUUCUCUUCCCAGUCACUCCAGAAGAGCUGUGAAUCUGAGCCCAGGGUCUCCGGCUCCCAGAGCCUUCUGGAGGAGGAUGUCCCAGAGCCCCUGUCCCACGUACAGGCCAGCAGUUCCAGGGGCACUGAGCCUCUCAGCAGCCUCGACCUCUCCCAUGGGUCCCUGGUGGCCUCGGAGUAUGUGCCCUUCUUCCGCACCUACGGGAAGCUUCUGGCUGUGGAGGACCCGGCCCCGCCACCUAUGGUUGGCAGGGACCAAGGUAGAGACCAGAACAUCAGAGAGGAGCCAUUCCCUGAGGACCCAGAACCGCCCAGCGGGUUCUUCCCUCACUACCACUCCAAGGAGGAGAGCUUUCCCAGCCUGGUCCUUCCUGGCAGGUCUUGUGGGGGCUCCCGAGACACACGCACCAGGAAGGAGGCGCUGGCUGGCUGCUUCUGCAGGAUGGCCGUCAGCUGCAGGUGCUCUGUGAGUGUGGGAGUGUGGGGAGGGGAGCAGCCCCGGGCCCCCUGGCAUUCUUCAGACCUCCGUCCCGGGACCCCCCCCAGUAAGCUAGGCCAGUACCACUCCCGGGGUCUCCUGGGGCUCCCAGAACAAUGUGCUGUCUCGGCAAGCCCAGGAGUCAUCCCCGGGUCCUUCCAUUCACCACCCUGCUGCCCCAACCUGCUGGUCUCGGCAGGGCACUCCCAUGACAGCAGCCUGACUGUCCCUCUCUCCAGUGAUGCUGCCUUCAGGGGCUAUGGCCUUUGUGCCUCGGGAUUUGUGCCUUACUACAGAACCCCUGAGGAGAAGCUGCACACCAGCCCUGGACCUCCUUCCUCUCCAUCAGGGAGCCGGAAGCCCACAGGAGUAGCCCAGGCCUGGUGCAUCCACAGCGUGAGGGAGCAGGAGCUGGGAGCAGCAGGAGCCACCAAAGAAUGGGCCCCAGGACCUGCUCAUCAGCAAGAGGUGAAGGUGGCUGGGGGUGAGGUUCUCCAAACUCUGCGCCAUUGCCUGUGA
Ailuropoda melanoleuca (giant panda) is the source of this 1194-nucleotide messenger RNA. RefSeq lists its product as uncharacterized. NCBI's taxonomy places the organism in Eukaryota, Metazoa, Chordata, Mammalia, Carnivora, Ursidae. The record is from RefSeq and is a predicted model, not a curated record.